AGGGGGCGCGUGAAAGGGCGGCGGGGCGCGCAGGCGCAGGCGGUGCCGCCGCAGGGUGUGCAGGGAGCGUAGGACGGGGCCGGGGGUCGGGCGGGGAUCGCUGGCGGAAUGGACGAGGACGUGCUGACUACCCUGAAGAUCCUCAUCAUCGGUGAGAGCGGCGUCGGCAAGUCCAGCCUUCUUCUGAGGUUCACAGAUGAUACAUUUGACCCAGAACUUGCAGCAACAAUUGGUGUGGACUUCAAGGUGAAAACUAUCUCAGUUGAUGGAAACAAAGCUAAAUUGGCAAUAUGGGAUACUGCAGGUCAGGAGCGGUUCAGAACAUUAACACCCAGUUACUACAGAGGUGCACAAGGUGUUAUCCUAGUUUAUGAUGUCACAAGAAGAGAUACUUUUGUCAAGCUGGAUAACUGGUUAAAUGAACUGGAAACAUACUGCACAAGGAAUGACAUAGUGAAAAUGCUAGUUGGAAACAAGAUUGAUAAGGAAAACCGUGAAGUUGACAGAAAUGAAGGUCUCAAAUUUGCAAGGAAGCAUUCCAUGUUGUUCAUAGAGGCGAGUGCAAAAACGUGUGAUGGUGUACAGUGUGCCUUUGAAGAGCUUGUUGAAAAAAUCAUUCAGACUCCUGGACUGUGGGAGAGUGAGAGCCAAAAUAGAGGUGUCAAGUUAUCAAGCAAGGAAGAAGGAUAUGGAGGAGGAGGAGCUUGUGGUGGAUAUUGUUCUAUGUUAUAAACUUUGGGAAGCUUAUUCUUUAAAUAUUUAAACAGCUAGUGACAUUUUUCUGUACAUAAAUUCAUUAAAUGCUAUUUUUAGGGACCUUGCAGUUUGCACAUAUUUGUUUUGUAUCAUGGCAGUGAACACCUGUAGGAAAAAUGUUCUGCAGCUUUCCCAGUUUGCAAAUGUUAUGGUAAGCAUGCCCAGUUUGCAAUCUUCAGGUUUUUAUAAGCAGCAUAAAUAAUGUGCAAUAAUGAAUGCACUAAAAAAGUUUGACUGUAUACAUACAUCCUGUAACUAUUCUAAACAAAUUCAUCUAACAAACACAUCACUGCAUUGUCUGCUCUGUCUUAUUUUAAAAUACUCUUGAAGUUAUGGAACUAUAUAGUGUGCACAGAUCUUGAAAACCAUGUGAGCUGUAAAUGUUACAUUUCAUUUCUUCUAGUAAAUGCUUUUUUAUGGCAUUAAAAACAGCAAGAUUAUACACUUCUUGGACAAAUCUGCUAAAUUUUUCACUUUCAGCAGAGCUGUCUGAAAUACAAAUUGGCACAGGCCAUAGUUGGUAUCAGCACUUUCUUAUAGAGAUGCUUUGAAAGCUUCCUUUGCAAAGCUGGGGGACGCCUUUUCUUUUUAAUUGUCACUUCAGUUGAUGGCUUAACUGGAGUUUUAAUCCUGUUAUAUUUAUAUACUAAAUUUAUGGUACUCUUGUACUCUUUAAGUUUUUAUGAUGCAGCCUGCUCUAGUCUUGCUGUAGACAGUUUUCGUUUUUGGCAAGGGGUCUGAAUGACAUCUUUAUUCUUUGAUUGUCAGUCAAUUUGCCACACUUCAGUACAGAUGCCUGGUUUUCCUAAAUGUUUGUAAUAUAACUAUCUCAAACUGUAGCUCACUGUGGCUGUGAAGUUCUCUAUCAUGUCUGGUUUUGCAGCUACUUGUUCAGAAAUAAAACUUCCUGUCACAGACACUAAAUGGGAAGCUAUAGGGCUUCUUGAUCUCUGUAUGGAAAAAUACUAUUGCAAUGAGUAUUCACUUGAAUUUAAUGUAUCAAAGCCAAUGGUUUGUUUCAGAAGACUUGUAUAGACUAAUAAAUUUUUUCCACAAUA
Molecule: messenger RNA, 1814 nt
Organism: Calypte anna (Anna's hummingbird)
Lineage: Eukaryota; Metazoa; Chordata; Aves; Apodiformes; Trochilidae
Gene: RAB18
Product: RAB18, member RAS oncogene family
Exons: 7
Coding region: 109-732 (207 amino acids)
Molecular function (GO): GTPase activity; GTP binding
Source: RefSeq, a predicted model, not a curated record